Molecule: messenger RNA, 1463 nt
Organism: Tetranychus urticae (two-spotted spider mite)
Lineage: Eukaryota; Metazoa; Arthropoda; Arachnida; Trombidiformes; Tetranychidae
Source: RefSeq, a predicted model, not a curated record
UAGAUUCAAAAUAAACUUAAAGAAGUUAAUUAUUCGGAUUAUUGAUUAAAGCGAUGAAACCUAUUAAUAGCAAGCUUUGCUGAGAACAAUCCAGAUGGGAUGAUUUUUGGCUGCAAUUAAACGCAUCAAUUAUCAUCUACUUUAUUGGACUUGAAUUUACCAUGAAUCGUUAAGCCUUUUCGGAUUAAUUAAAGUUACCCGAUUCUUAGCUGUAUUAUAAUAUCUGAUUUAUCACAUCGAUUUUGCUAUAUGUGACUUGCAUCCCAGUAAUGAUACAAUUUUCAAGUAAACCCAAACUUGACCUAAACCCGAGGGAAAAGUCCGAGUGUUUCAUCUCAUAACUUUGAGAAUGUGGACUGUAAGUGAACCAUCGGCCCAACCCGGCGCAGCAUUGACAGCUCCAGUUCAAAUUCAAGUUCCAGGUCUUCAAGUGGUUUCCACUGGUCUUGGUCAACCCACUGAAGUUCUUUGUUUGAUGAAUAUGGUUACUUCUCAAGGAUUAUCUGAUGAUGAAGAAUAUGAUGAUAUUCUUAAAGAUAUCGAAGAAGAAUGUUCCAAAUAUGGUGUUGUUAGGUCUAUCGAAAUACCAAGACCCAUUCCAGGUGUCGAAAUACCAGGUGUUGGUAAAGUGUUUGUCGAAUUUAGUACGAUACCUGAAUGUCAAAGAGCACAACAAGCUUUAACUGGACGCAAAUUUUCGGACAGAGUAGUGGUCACAUCAUUUUUAGAUCCAGAUAAAUAUCAUAGACGACAAUUUCAAUGAUUUUCAAUUUAAUUUACUAAACUUUGAUCUCUUCACAUUUUUCAUGACAUCCUCUUUCUAUUCAGUCUCACACCUCGUUUCAUCUUCAGCUCAAAUAAUUUUGUUUUAUAUUCUUUCACAAAAUUACUUCAUCAGUUCGAGGAUUUGAUUCCAGCACGAAUUGAUUGCCCUAAAAUGGCAAUGAAUAAAUUAACUCGAUCACCAAAAAAACCUAACAAGAGCAAAAUUGAGUUAAGCAUGCAUCUUAAUAGAGAUCGUACUUUCCCUUAGCGUAUGUGCCAUACCAUCGGAUGAAAUUAAAAUAACUUUUGACCAGAAGAUAAACCAAUGAAAAAAACACGUUCCAUUGAAUCAUCACAAAUGUACACAAAAUUUCAUCGAAACUUCAAAAUUAUCUUAAUUUAACACAUUUUUUACCAUCUUUUGCUUAUUCACCAGGAAUCCUCCACUUAAAGAUCCAAGCAGAAACUUGCCAAAGAAUCAUAUUAGUGUUUGAUUUUGAGAAUUGAAUUUUAUUUUGCAGCACAAAGAAUAGAUGAUGUUAAUCACUGGUGAACAAGUUUUAGGCUCCUAUGAGUGUUUCAUCUACCAAUUGAAUUACUAUGGAAUGAAUCCCGUUGAGUUGCUAGGGAAUACAAGAUUUAUUAAUUUCAACUCCUUUCUGUCCUUUAUUCAAUUUGUAAUUAAAAUCUUAAAACAA